CUUCCGCCCCCCCCCUCACCCCACCCCGUUUCGACAAUCUUUCGGACCGCGAAAGUUGAUGGAUUUUCUCGGAGGAUUUCUUGUUCCCGUCGCUCGCUGCGGAUGAGUUGGGCUCGCUGUGCAGGAAUGGCACGCUAAAAGUCAGCACCAACUCCUUCCCCCCCUCCCCCUGUUCUUUUUCCUCCUCUUGUUCCUUUUCUUCUUCUUCUUCUCCUCCGACUCGUCAUGUAUUCUCCAAUUUGUCUCACUCAGGAUGAGUUCCAUCCCUUCAUCGAGGCCCUCCUCCCGCACGUCCGCGCCAUCGCCUACACGUGGUUCAACCUGCAGGCCCGCAAGCGCAAGUACUUCAAGAAGCACGAGAAGCGGAUGUCCAAGGACGAGGAGCGCGCCGUCAAGGACGAGCUCCUGAGCGAGAAGGCCGAGGUCAAGCAGAAGUGGGCCUCGCGGCUGCUGGCCAAGCUGCGCAAGGACAUCCGGCAGGAGUACCGGGAGGACUUCGUCCUCAGCGUGACGGGCAAGAAGCACCCGUGCUGCGUGCUGUCCAACCCGGACCAGAAGGGCAAGAUCCGCCGCAUCGACUGCUUGCGGCAGGCCGACAAAGUCUGGCGCCUGGACCUGGUCAUGGUCAUCCUCUUCAAGGGCAUCCCUCUGGAAAGUACGGACGGCGAGCGCCUGGUCAAGUCGCCGCACUGCACCAACCCCGCACUUUGCGUCCAGCCGCACCACAUCACCGUCUCGGUCAAGGAGCUGGACUUGUUCCUGGCCUACUACGUCCAGGACCAAGACUCCCAACAGUCAGGAAGUCCAAGUAACAAUGAGCCAGGCAAGAACCCUCUUCCAGUCUAUUUGGAAGACAGCUUCAUCAAGUCGGGAGUGUUCAGCGUUGCGGAACUGGUGCGAGUGUCCAGAAUGCCCAUUACCCACGGGGCGCCGGUCAACUUCUCCAUGGCGGACAUGCCCGGUCAGCCUUACUACCACGACCUGAACUCCGGCGUGGGGAUGCAUCGCUCCCUGUCCUCCCCUCCCGGCAGCAAAAGGCCCAAAACCGUCAACAUGGAGGAGAACAUGGACACCAGCCCGACGGGACCCGACUUCUACUCGUCGCCCAGCUCGCCGGCCAGCAGCCGCGCAAACUGGCACGACCGAGAUGGAGCAGACAUGUCGUCACCUACCAUGAAGAAGCCAGAGAAGCCCAUGUUCAGCCCCACCUCCCCGCAGGAGUCCUCGCCACGAAUCAGCACUUUUCCUCAGCCUCACCACCCGGGCCUGGCGGGCGUAGGACACAGUGUUAUAUCGACGAGGAGCCCUCCCCCGCACUCGCCGCUGCAGUUCUCCGCCUCGGCCAUCCUGCCCCCCGCGCCGUCGUCCUACUUCCCGCACACCACCAUCCGUUACCCGCCCCACCUCAACCCGGCCGACCCCCUCAAGAGCUACGUGCCGUCGUACGACCCGUCCAGCCCGCAGAGCGGCCAGCCCAACAGCAGCAGCCAGGUGGUGGGCAAAGUCCCGGGCCACUUCACACCCGUCCUGGCCCCCUCCCCGCACCACGGCGCCGUGCGACCCGUCUCGCUGUCCAUGCCCGACACCAAGCCCAUCACCACAUCGACGGAAGGCUACUCGGCUCCCGGCACCCCGACGGCGAACCGCUUCGUAGGCCUGAGCGCCAGAGAUCCCGCCUUCCUCCACCAGCAACAGCUGAAGAAGUGUGACUGGAGCGUGACUCAAAACGGCAGGCAUUAUGGCCCCAGUGCCGUCGACGACACUUUGGGGAUUGCUUGGCAAAGUCCUGGUACCUGGGCGAGCUUAGUUCCAUUCCAAGUGUCGAACGGGACGCCGAUUCUGCCAACAAAUGUCCACCAGAACUACAGCAUAAGCAUCAUUGGUGAGCCGCUGGUCCCCGCCGAGACCGGGAACUGAGCCCAGAGGGUGGACGAGUUGUUUCUGAG
Molecule: messenger RNA, 1946 nt
Organism: Syngnathoides biaculeatus (alligator pipefish)
Lineage: Eukaryota; Metazoa; Chordata; Actinopteri; Syngnathiformes; Syngnathidae
Product: nuclear factor 1 B-type-like
Exons: 12
Coding region: 226-1917 (563 amino acids)
Biological process (GO): regulation of transcription by RNA polymerase II
Cellular component (GO): nucleus
Molecular function (GO): DNA-binding transcription factor activity, RNA polymerase II-specific; RNA polymerase II cis-regulatory region sequence-specific DNA binding
Source: RefSeq, a predicted model, not a curated record